AUGACAGAAAUUCAGCUUUCACAGCUCACGGUAGGACAACUUCACAUCUUGUCCGACACAAAAAAAAAGAUGUCCGAGCAUCUUCUGAAACACAAGUGUUUGGUAGAGGGAGUGAUCAACAGCGAUCAUGAUAUCACUCUACGUACACUAUACAAGGCUCGAGUCAAUGCCAAGGGCUCGGCAUCUGGGCGCCUUGGCGAGAGGGACUGCAAACAGCAAGAAAUGCUCCUCCGCUGUCUGGCACGGCCUUUCCUGGCCUUCCCUGGCUUUUCCGCUCUUUCAAGCUGCGGCUCUCCGUAG
This is a messenger RNA of Penicillium soppii, 300 nucleotides long. RefSeq lists its product as uncharacterized. Lineage: Eukaryota; Fungi; Ascomycota; Eurotiomycetes; Eurotiales; Aspergillaceae. The coding region runs from base 1 to 300 and encodes 99 amino acids. The transcript has a single exon. The record is from RefSeq and is a predicted model, not a curated record.